AUGUUUGAAAAAGUUAAUGCACUUGCGCUACUAGAGAGGGUCGGAACACACUCGCACAUACUGGGACUUGGAAUAUCCGGAGAAAGAGAGGAAAACGCGUCCUCUCCGGGGUUUGAGGAAAACUGCCCAAGGAAACUGGACUUUGAGCACUCUGGGCUGGUGGGGAGGCAGCAAGAGAGAAGAACCCUUUUUCUGAUAUCUAAGCUUGUGGAGCAGCACAAGGGAAGGGCCAUUUUGAUAACAGGCCCGUCUGGGUCGGGAAAGUCCGCCUUGGAGCAUGCCUUUAUGAUGGACCUUCGAAAGAAAAACAUCCCGUGCAAGGCCAUUUCUGCAAGCGAAAUUGUUUCUUCGUCCAUGGGAAAGGCCGAGGCGCUCAUGCAGGCCAUUCGGGAAACUCUUGGAAUCUGCGUGCAGGAAACAUACCGGGUUCUCGAGGGAGAAGUUGUAGAGAUCCAGACAGACAGGGAAAGGGCUUCUUCGGGGAGAGUUAUUCUGAAAACAACCGAAAUGGAGGCUGCGUACACUUUUGGCGUGGGGAUAAUGCAGUCCAUGCACGCCGAAAGGAUUGAGCCCGGGGACAUUAUCACAGUCAACAAAACCACAGGGUCUGUGAAGAAAAAGGGAAAGUCGCUCGGCCAGGCAAGAGACUACGAGGCAAUUGGCCCAAUGGGCCAGUACAUCCCAUGCCCGGACGGCGAGGUCCUAAGGACCCAGAUGGAAACCCACACGGUGACGUUCCAUGACAUCGAUGUGCUGAACAGCAAGCAGAGCGCGCUGAGAGAGAGCACUGGGGAAAUACCUGUUGAAGUACGAGAGUCUGUGAACACCACCAUGAAGGACUGGGUCGAAGAGGGAAGAGGCACCCUGGUCACCGGCGCUCUUUUCAUAAACGAGGCCGAGCUGCUGGAUUCUGAGUGCUACGCCUUCCUAAACACCCUGUCAGAGAUAUCCGUGUCCCCGGUGGUUGUGCUGAGCAGCGACGGGGAUGCCUGGGCCAGCAAAAACGGCAAAGGCGCAGAAAAGUACGGAAUUUCCGCAGACUUCUAUUCCAGAGUUCUUGAGAUACGCCUGGGCGAGUACAGCAAGGACGAAAUAAAAAGAAUCAUAGAAAUCCGGGUGAACGAAGAAUGUGACAAAAUGAAAAAAGACGGGGUGGCUGCGCUGACGGAGCUCGCUGUAGAGCAUGGGCUUCGGUAUGCCUUUAACCUUUUGUCUGCCCUCGAUGUAUAUUCGGCAAGAGUUGGAAAAGACGUGGGCUCUGAGGAGGUUAAAGAGGUGUCUGAAAUAUUCCCUGCCUACACCAACCCGAAAAAGUAG
This is a messenger RNA of Nematocida major, 1317 nucleotides long. Its product is annotated as RuvB-like protein 2. NCBI's taxonomy places the organism in Eukaryota, Fungi, Microsporidia. The record is from RefSeq and is a predicted model, not a curated record. The transcript has a single exon. Bases 1 to 1317 code for a protein of 438 amino acids. Gene Ontology annotation, biological process: chromatin remodeling; regulation of transcription by RNA polymerase II; box C/D snoRNP assembly. Gene Ontology annotation, molecular function: DNA helicase activity; ATP binding. Gene Ontology annotation, cellular component: NuA4 histone acetyltransferase complex; Swr1 complex; Ino80 complex.